Messenger RNA from Tinamus guttatus (white-throated tinamou), 1085 nucleotides. It is a transcript of the gene NDE1, whose product is annotated as nudE neurodevelopment protein 1. Gene Ontology annotation, biological process: cell migration; mitotic centrosome separation; vesicle transport along microtubule. The record is from RefSeq and is a predicted model, not a curated record. NCBI's taxonomy places the organism in Eukaryota, Metazoa, Chordata, Aves, Tinamiformes, Tinamidae. Gene Ontology annotation, molecular function: microtubule binding. Gene Ontology annotation, cellular component: centrosome; kinetochore; kinesin complex.
GGCUCUCUGAGGAGGGAAAAUGAAACACUUCUAACUUCAGCUGAGGCUUGCCAUGGAAGACUCAGAAGGACAUCACUUCAGCUCAGUGGAAGAGGAGUCUAGAUACUGGAAGGAACUGGCUAUGAAGUAUAAGCAGUGUGCUGAGACUACACAGGAGGAACUGCGUGAGUUCCAGGAAGGGAGUCGAGAGUAUGAAGCUGAACUGGAGGCUCAGCUGCAACAAACAGAGUCCAGAAACAGAGACUUGCUGUCAGAAAACAAUCGUCUGCGAAUGGAGCUGGAAUCGUUUAAGGAAAAGAUUGAAAUGCAGCAUUCAGAAGGAUACAGGCAAAUCUCUGCUCUGGAAGAGGACUUGGCACAGACAAAAGCUAUUAAAGAUCAACUUCAGAAAUAUAUUCGAGAACUUGAACAAGCCAAUGAUGACUUGGAAAGAGCAAAAAGAGCCACUAUAAUGUCUUUGGAGGAUUUUGAACAGCGUCUAAACCAGGCUAUUGAAAGAAAUGCUUUUCUGGAGAGUGAGCUGGAUGAGAAGGAGAAUCUUCUGGAGUCUGUGCAGCGUUUGAAAGAUGAAGCUAGAGAUCUACGACAAGAGCUUGCUGUGCAGCAGAAACAGGAGAAACCCAAAACACCGAUGCGAGCUACUGUGGAAACAGAAAGAACAGACACAGCAGUGCAAGCUUCCUUAUCUGUGCCUUCAACUCCUUCGGUACACCGGGCACCCAACAUGAACAUAUCCACUCCUGGGACAUUUAGGAGAGGUUUUGAGGACAGUUACAGUACAACCCCUCUUACACCUGCUGCCAGAAUAUCUGCACUUAACAUCGUGGGAGACUUGCUGCGGAAAGUAGGGGCUUUGGAGUCCAAACUUGCAUCUUGCAGGAACUUUGUGUAUGACCAGUCCCCAAACAGAACCACGGUGUCCAUGUACAUGAACAGAGAUGUCCUUGAAACGCGCCUGAGUCCUCACCAGCCUCUGUGUGAUACAGGGUUAGUGAAACGCCUGGAGUUUGGAACACGGCCUUCAAAUAUUUCAGGGUCAAUGGGCCAUCCCUCACAAGGUGUUGUCAAGAUGCUGCUGUGAAAAG